Molecule: messenger RNA, 1623 nt
Organism: Drosophila sechellia
Lineage: Eukaryota; Metazoa; Arthropoda; Insecta; Diptera; Drosophilidae
Product: fibroleukin
Exons: 3
Coding region: 367-1569 (400 amino acids)
Source: RefSeq, a predicted model, not a curated record
AAGCUAAAUAGCUUCGCACAAUCCAUCGGCUUUUAUUUGUAUAUUGCGUGGUUACAAAUAUAGGCACUUGCUUUACAUCUCCACCUUCAUUGCACGGCGUUUUGCAAAUUUCUUUUGUAUUGCUUUCAGGUACGAAAAAACGUGGUGCUGAUAAAUUUAUCGCCAUGAAACCGGAGGGCCAGAACAACUUUUCCCAAAAGUCACGAUCCUCUCCAGAUUCCAGCACUGAGAACAAUUCUGUGAGCACUACGAUUUUCUCGAUUCUCGACACUAUCAGAUACCCGUUACUUAGCUAGAGAAGUAGGAGUGAGAAAUUGGAAAAUUCUUUCGGUGUAUCGCUAUAAAUUGAGCAGCAGUGAUUCGGAAAUGGAAUUCGUUGGCACAAGUGCACAGGGAAUCCUGAAACAUAAGAAUAAGGAUGAGAGGAAAAUAUCGGAACUCAAGCGAAUGUUGGCGGAGACUGAAAUAAAUCUAAAGGCCCAACAGGAAAAGGGCAGUAUGCUUGAAAACUGCAUCAAGGAUAAGGAUGAUCUUAUUAAGACCCUGCAAUUGUCGAUUGACUUAGUAUCGCAAACAAAAGAAAUGACCAUACAGAAAUUACAAAUUCAAAUGAUGGACUUGCAAAGUUCUCUCGACUUGAGUAGAAUUGCAAUUAAGGACAACGAUGGAGGAAAUCGUGCUCCAGCACAUGAUAAAGUUGUGAAAGAACGAAAGGAGUUAAAUAUGGAAAAUGGAAAAUUUCGAGAGGGGAAUGAUCAGAUUGUUGAAAUCGAGAAAAUUUUGAAGUCAAAAGAAGAGGAAAUCGCGAGACUAGAAUUCAAAAUUGACGAGUCGAAGCUAAAAAUUGUGAAACUGGAAGGUGCAGUAAAGGCGAAGGACGAAAAGAUAGUGAAAAUGAAAGAGAUAUUGUCUGAAUAUAACGGGACUGAGUAUAAUAAGGACGACGAUGAAUUCGUAUUCCUGGGCUUUUCAAAGGUGCCUUCAAUUAAAUUAGUGACACUACCUAAUUUCGAACCCUUUGCCUCAGCUUUCGAGGAUAUUCCUUCUGCCGGUCGUGGUUGGAUGGUAAUCCAGCGUAGAAUCGAUGGCAGUUUCGAUGACGUCAUCAGUUCAAAACUAAAACCGGGCUGUGGGGAUUUGGGAGGCGAGUUCUGGCUUGGCCUAGAAAAAUUGCAUAAAAUGACGACAAAUCGACGAAUGGAACUGUAUAUCCAGCUCGUCGAUUUCGACGACGUUAGUGCGUAUGCAAGAUAUGAUCAUUUUGUGAUUGGAGGUGCAAAAGAGAACUACAAACUGCUUUGCAUUGGUAAAUACUCAGGAAAUGCUGGCGACGCAUUUAGCAGUCAUAUAAACCAACCCUUUGAUGACUUUAAUCUAUUCCGAUCCAUGACAUACCAUCCAUCGAAAUGGUGGGGUACAAUGAACUGUAACUUAAACGGAAUAUAUCAGAAAUCCAAAGUUGAGUUGCUCACGCCGGAUGGCAUUUGGUGGGGUAAUUGGAAUCUUGGGAAGAGAAUUUCCCUAAAAUCGUGCAAAAUGCUAAUCAGACCAGUCGUGAGCCAAGUAUAAUAACAAAUAGCAUUGUCUCGGAAAUAAAAGUUGGAAAAUAACUUCUACCUGUUA